Molecule: messenger RNA, 1306 nt
Organism: Tarenaya hassleriana
Lineage: Eukaryota; Viridiplantae; Streptophyta; Magnoliopsida; Brassicales; Cleomaceae
Exons: 7
Coding region: 189-1205 (338 amino acids)
Biological process (GO): positive regulation of DNA-templated transcription
Cellular component (GO): nucleus
Molecular function (GO): transcription coactivator activity
Source: RefSeq, a predicted model, not a curated record
AGGGGCUCGACGAUUGAGACGCGUUGUGGGUUGUUCACUUGCCGAUCUCACGGAAGCAAAAAAGAUCUCCUUCAAAAUUCCUUCUCCUCAGUCGAGAAAAGGAUUUGCCAGAUUUGUGGAAACCAACCACAUCCGAGAAAAUCGCUAAUCGAAAGUAAAGUUCUUAGCUUGGGUCUGAAACCUUGGACAUGAGAAGCGGAGCCGUAAGAAAUCCUGGGAAUUACAAGAACCCUUGUUUGACCAUGCAUCAACCAUGGGCUUCGCUUUUGGUUUACGGUAUCAAGCGAGUCGAAGGAAGGUCUUGGCCUGCGCCGAUUCGAGGCCGUCUAUGGAUUCACGCUGCUAGUAAAGUCCCGGAUGAAGCUACAAUCAAAGCGAUGGAAGAGUUCUACCGAGAAAUUUAUGCAGUCAAUGGGGUCACUGAUAUUAACUUUCCGGAACAUUAUCCAGUUUCAAGGCUCCUAGGAUGCGUGGAGGUUGUUGGCUGUGUUAAAUGUGAAGAACUUCAGAAUUGGGAGGCUUUACCCGAAGGGGUGAGGCUAGAAGGGCAAACAGAUUUUUGUUGGCUAUGUGAGAAGCCACAGAAGUUGAUAAUCCCUUUUGAGAUGCGCGGGUUCCAGGGCGUUUAUAACUUGGAAAAGAAGAUCUACGAAGCUGCGGUCAGAGGUCUUGCUCCUGUCCAAGGGCCUUUUAAUGUGAAAUUCCCACUUCCCGAUCCGAAAGAUCCAUUUUCUUUAAAACCGGGUUCUAUUUCUAUCACAAUCCUAGAGAAGACACAGAUCAAGGUUGAAAAGUCCAAUAGUCUCACAGCUGCAAUUGCUGGUGCACGAGCAGCGGCUACACAAUUCUCGAGAAAGGGUCAGAAUCUCCAGCCGAAUGCUGUCCAAGAUAAUGCCCGUGAUUACGUUACAGGAAGCAAGAGCAAAUCUAUCGAAGAGAACACACAAUCAGCGGGUGUAGGAUGUAGCGAAAGCAGCAACAAAAACAAGAAUUUGGAUAAUUUAUCAAUGGAAGAUGAUCAAACACUGACGGUGAACUAUGAUGUGGGAUCUGAUAAACGAACUGCAGUAACAAAGAGGAAGGAGCAGAAGAUUUCCGGUGAAUUUCAACGAAGCAGAAGGGUUGAUCCCAUAAUCUCAGAUCAGAUUCCUGGCGCUGCUAGGAUUAUGGCUGCAGCAAUAAGGAACUUGAAGCCAUCUUCAUGAUGAUAUCAUGUAACUGCCGUACAAUGGGCAUUAUUGUACUAUACCCUUUUUCUUAGUCUUUUCAAAGUUCUGUUCUUGUACAAUAUCUUUAGCUAUCAUAA